Fusarium subglutinans is the source of this 1668-nucleotide messenger RNA. RefSeq lists its product as uncharacterized. The record is from RefSeq and is a predicted model, not a curated record. The transcript has 4 exons. NCBI's taxonomy places the organism in Eukaryota, Fungi, Ascomycota, Sordariomycetes, Hypocreales, Nectriaceae. Bases 1 to 1668 code for a protein of 555 amino acids.
AUGUCAGUUGCCAAGACUACGGGUGACGCGUCCAAACUCAUCUUGCCUGUUAAGCUCGAGAAAUUUCGCCCUCCUGGUCUUCUGAAAGACCUAGAGGGUGAACAGCUUGAUAGAUGGUCGCAGACAGUCGACGGAUGGUUCGGCCAAGAGAUAAACGGUGACUUUCCAGGACGGACUAAACUUGUUCAGUUCUUCAACCCUACUACCUUCGAUCACGACCAAAGUCUCCCUCCUGUGCCUAUCACCUGGGUUGGGUUUCCUCUGAGCGUCAGAAUCAAGCAGCCUACAGAUGACGCUCGAUGGGCGUACGCAGAGAACCCUGAGAAUCAGCGUGUUCCUGAAGGCAAGAAUGUUGUGCCUCCCUUGAUCCAAGAGUUUCAUCAAAAGAACCCACGCACAGGAGAAGAUGAGAUUAUCGUGGUCAAACGGCAACGUGAAGAUCGCUGGGUGAUGGACGAAUAUCUCGAAUGGUCUACCAAGAAGGUCGAUGGAGACGUUCAGGUAGUGAGCUUUACAUGUGAGGGGCCUGAGUACUGGGAAGAGGUUGCCAGGUAUAACCCGAUUCUGACUGAGACCCCCAUCAAGAAUCCAGCCCCCCAAAAGUAUGAGAGAAACAACAAGAUCCUCGAUAUUUACAAGAAGCUCAAUCCUGAUUUUGCGGAUCAAAUCAAGGGCGAUGACCUAGUCAAUGAAGAUGGGACCUAUGACAAGUUCAACAAGUGGAAUGGUCAUACCGACACUGGUACCAUCGCUCAUCUCAUCCAAUACAACAACAGUCUCAGCGCUGAGAUUGACAUCGCUGCUCAAGCUACCGUCACUCGAACUGACUUGGUCUACGGUGAGACUAUCACCAAUAUGCUCACACUCUGCGGUGAUGCAUCCUCGUACGGCAACCCGGGAAGAAACUCAGAUCCCACGGUAAGAAACCAAUUCUUCAACGAAACAAUCGAGUCUAAUGGACGACAGAUUGGUGCAGCAGUCAACGAAGUUUGCCGUCUUGCAAGGGAUACGGUGCUGCCUAUCGAUGCUAGCAUCUCAGUCAAGGACCCUGUUGCCCUGUACAUAUACGACGCAGACUUCUCGUCUUUCCUGCUUGAUCGCACUGGCAAGCGACGUGGCAACCCUCGUGAGAUGAGCCCUGUCCCGGACGGGGUCUUUGAUUGGUGCGAUCGAGGUGACAUCACGGAGAACAUGGGUCUUCACCUGCGUGUCUCCAUUCCCAAAGGCAUGAAGACGGAUGACGGCAGCCGAGACCUCAAUGUCAGUGAUCUUUUCGACCAGAACAACGGCGGUCGCUACGUUCACUAUGGAAGCCAAUUUGCCGAUUACAUCUUCAUGAGCGUCUCUGGUGUCGUUGGCCCCCGGAGUAAAGAUGAAACCUGGCCUGGAGAACCUCAGCCAGCCCUGACCUACACAGCGCCAUAUCUGGAGAAACCAAUUGUUGAACCCAAGGUCCUCGAACCCGCCCCGGAUAUUGGUGUUAGUAAGAUGUCGGUAAAUACGUUUGCUAAUGGAGAGAUCAAUGCGGUCGUAACGACAGCUGAUAUCAAGGUACUGAAAAGCAUGGUUGCGGCGAAGCAAGGUCCCCCAGAUUUCAUGGGCAUGCCAGAGCCUGGUCCUCCCAAUGGGCCGGACUUCCAGCGUGUCAAGCCAAAGCUGAUUUACUGA